UUUCAAAACGUCCUGCUGACGCACUUUAGCUUCCCACCUUCAAGGAGAUUGCAACUAUAAAAGACCCUCGCACAAGCCCGCAUGGACUCAGAGCAGCAACACACAGCCCCUUCUGCAGAGACCGGUUGGAGGACGCUUCAGAGCUACGUUGAUCCGCACCUUGUGCAGCCCACAGGAUCUCAUGGAUCAACAACAAAGACAGCAGAGGAAAGUGAGGCUGGUGGUUAUUUGCAUGGCACUGCUCUUCACAUCCAUGAUUGUCAACGCUGCCCAGAGCAAGGGACUGAGCCAUCAAAUCAGCAUCAGACAUUCCAAAAUUGACCCGGGGUGGUACAUUGCUCGUGGGGUGCGACCGAUUUCGCGCUUCGGAAAGAGGCAGGUGAAAAGUAGCAGCAAUCUGAGACCGAACGUGAAUAACCUGGAGCUGAUCCUGAACGCUUUGAGGCAACAGGAUCCAUUCGAUUCCGACCAGCAGAUGGGAGGGGACUAUACCUACUAACGACCUCUGCCGCCAGGUGCACAUCUGGGAAACAAUGGCAGAAUUCCCUCCCUACCUCACACUUUGUAUUAUUUACCCACUUGACUCUGAAACCAAGUUGCUUCUCAGCUUAGUGUGUUCACUUCCCCUGCAAAGAUGAUCCAGAACAGACCAGAUUAACCUUAUAACCACCGAUGCUCACUCCAUGUUUGCCACCAGAAGUGAUCCAGUAUAAGUCCUAAUUUGAUCCAAAAAAACUCCAAAUAUCUGCUUAGAAUUUCAAUGCAAUUUUAAACCAAUAUCUCUUACAUUUUAACAACAGCGUUAACUAAGGAGGAAGUCCUGCAAGAGCAUAUCUGUAAGAGGAUUGGCUCUAUCCAUUUAUUUUGUUAAAUACAUUGGAAAACGAUCCACAAUUUAUUUUUAAUUGUUAAUGGGAACUGUGUAGAAAUACUAAAUAUCAUUCAUUGUGAUCAUGCAGAAUUUAUGGACAUUAUAUAAAAAUUUAACAUUAAUUUAAAAAUAAACGCUUCAGUUUAAGUUGCUAAUCACUAUCCACAUUUGAUCUAUCAUUUCAACAAUAAAUAUGUUACCUUGCAACCAAGUACUUUCUUUAAAAUUAAA
Messenger RNA from Stegostoma tigrinum, 1102 nucleotides. RefSeq names its product prolactin releasing hormone 2 (gene prlh2). Gene Ontology annotation, molecular function: hormone activity. Lineage: Eukaryota; Metazoa; Chordata; Chondrichthyes; Orectolobiformes; Stegostomatidae. The transcript is spliced from 3 exons. The coding region runs from base 182 to 499 and encodes 105 amino acids. The record is from RefSeq and is a predicted model, not a curated record.